GAGGCGGGACGUGCUGGUGAUGAUGAUGAUGCCCUUCCUCAGUGGUGAUGCACAUGUCGUCGGGUGCACAUCCUUCUGCACCUUCUUCAUCACUACCACCACCAUCAUCAUCAUCUCAAUCAUCAUCAGUCGGAGAUCACAAGUUGACCGACUGCUGAUUGGAAAGAAUUUCUAUGUGGCCCCAGAGUGGAAGAGAGAGCACCAGAGAAUAUUGGUGAACUAGCGCUUUUGCCUGCAGCCGUCCUUCGUGUGCUCUCCAGGUAGCGCCGCCAUGUCUCGCUUCUCCUCACCCGCCCCGGCCCUCCUCCUCUUCGCCCUCCUCUUCCUCUCCUCCGUGCCACCCUGCCGAUCCGAGUCCCAGCGUGGGUCGGCGGUCUCGACCUCCGUGCUGCCCUCCUCCCUGCCUUCCGCCGGGCCAUAUGGAAAUAGCAGCGUCCCAGCCAAGGGCAAGUGCGAUGACGUGACGGUGUGCAAGCCGGGCAUCCUGUUGCCCGUCUGGAGACCCAACCGGCCCGGCAUCGGGGACCAGAUCGCCCGGGCGGUGGUCUACUUUGUGUCUCUCAUGUACAUGUUCCUGGGGGUGUCCAUCAUCGCUGACCGCUUCAUGGCAUCCAUCGAGGUCAUUACAUCACAGGAGAAGGAGGUGACCAUCACCAUGCCAAACGGGGAAACAUCAGUGGCAACAGUUCGAAUCUGGAACGAAACGGUGUCGAAUUUGACGCUAAUGGCUCUGGGCUCCAGUGCACCAGAGAUCCUGCUGUCAGUCAUAGAGGUGUGCGGUCACGAAUUCAGGGCCGGCGAAUUGGGACCGGGCACCAUCGUGGGCAGUGCCGCCUUCAAUAUGUUUGUGAUUAUUGCCAUUUGCGUGUGGGUCAUCCCAGAGGGCCAAGUGCGCAAGAUCAAACACUUGCGGGUCUUCUUCAUUACCGCUUUCUGGAGCAUCUUUGCUUACAUCUGGCUCUACCUCAUCCUGUCCGUCAUGUCGCCCGGUGUGGUCGAGGUAUGGGAGGCCUUGGUGACCCUACUGUACUUCCCAGUGUGCGUCAUUCUGGCCUGGAUCGCCGAUCGCCGUCUUCUCUUCUACAAAUACAUGGGCAAGCGUUACCGUGCCGACAAACGUCACGGCAUCGUCGUGGAGAUGGAGGGAGACCUGACGCCCAAUAAGGGCGGUAUGGAGAUGAUUGGCGACAGCAAGUUGCAGCCAUGCGGAGGAUCUGUAGUCCCUGCCGAGAACCACGGCGUAGAUGGUUCAGCUGGCAAUAAUGUGGGCGCGGCUACAGCUGGGUCCUUGUCCACCGGCGUUGGAGGUACCCUGCCCAAUUCCAACAGCGCUUUGGUCAAUAUGGAGACCAGUCGGGAGCUGGAUGAGAGCCGCAAGGAGGUCAUUCGCAUCUUGAAGGAGCUGAAGCAGAAAUAUCCAGACAAAGAGCUGGAUCAGCUGAUGGAGCUAGCUAACUACUACGCCUUGCUGCACCAGCAGAAGAGCAGAGCCUUCUACCGCAUACAGGCCACACGCAUGAUGAUCGGAGCCGGUAACGUUCUGAAGAAACACGCUGCGGACCACGCUCGCCGCGCUGUGGUCACCGACGAGGAGGCGCCAGAAGAUGACGACCUGGACGAGUGCAGCCGCAUCUCUUUUCAAAGCGCUCACAGCCAGUGCAUGGAGAACUGCGGCAUCCUCACGUUGGCUGUUGUAUGCCAAGGGGGCCUGGGAGAAAACACCUUCUACGUGGACUACAGGACUGAAGACGGCUCAGCCAACGCCGGCUCUGAUUACGAGUACAGCGAAGGAACGCUGGUGUUCAAACCGGGAGAGACUCGUAAGGAAAUCAAGGUCGGCAUUAUCGACGACGACAUCUUCGAGGAGGACGAGCACUUCUUUGUGCGGCUGCUCAACCUGCGGGUUGGCGACGCAGAGGGGAUGUUCGAAAGCGACGAGGCGGGCGCCGCGCCCAAAGGCCGACUGGUGGAGCCCCUGGUGGCCACGGUGACCAUUCUAGAUGACGACCACGCCGGCAUCUUCACCUUCAGCGAGCGUAUGGUGCGCAUUAGCGAGAGCGUGGGCACCAUGGAGGUGACGGUGGUGCGCAACUCGGGUGCCCGCGGCACUGUCAUCUUGCCAUACCACACCGAGGCGGGCACCGCCAAGGCGGGGGAGGACUUUGAGGACGCGCAGGGCGAACUGGAGUUCACCAACGACCAGACAACUCAGACGCUCCAGGUGAGGAUAAUCGAUGACGAAGAAUACGAGAAGCAUGAAAACUUCUUUAUCGUCUUGGAGGAACCACGCUGGCUGAAAAGAGGCAUUUCAGCUCUUCUACUCAGCCAAGAAGGGUCAGAGGGCCAACUGAGCGCUGAGGAGGAGGAGGCCCGAAGGAUUGCCGAGAUGGGAAAGCCCAUCCUGGGGGAGCACAGCCGUCUGGAGGUGGUCAUCGAGGAGUCCUAUGAGUUCAAGAGCACUGUGGACAAGCUCAUCAAGAAGACCAACUUGGCGCUGGUCAUUGGUACACACUCCUGGAGGGAACAGUUUGUGGAGGCUGUCACUGUGAGCGCAGGUGACGAUGACGAGGAAGAGGGCCGCGAGGAGCGCCUGCCCUCCUGCUACGACUACGUCAUGCACUUCCUGACCGUCUUCUGGAAGGUCUUGUUCGCCUGCGUUCCACCUACCGAGUACUGGAACGGCUGGGCCUGCUUUAUGGUCUCCAUCAGCGUCAUCGGCCUGCUUACUGCCAUUAUCGGGGACCUGGCGUCGCACUUUGGCUGCACGGUGGGACUGCGAGACUCUGUGACCGCCGUUGUUUUUGUGGCCCUGGGAACGUCCAUUCCUGACACCUUUGCCAGCAAAGUGGCCGCCGUCCAGGACCAGCACGCAGACGCCUCGGUGGGCAACGUGACAGGCAGCAACGCCGUCAACGUUUUCCUCGGGAUCGGCGUGGCCUGGUCGGUAGCCGCCAUCUACUGGAAGAGCAAGGGCAAAGAGUUCCUAGUAAAGCCGGGCUCUCUGGCCUUCUCCGUCACGCUUUUCACUGUCUUUGCGUUCAUCUGCAUGGGUGUGCUACUAUUCCGGCGCCGGCCCUCCAUUGGAGGUGAGCUGGGAGGGUCUCGACAGUCUCGUAUCCUCACUAGCCUGCUCUUUCUGGGCUUGUGGUUCCUUUACAUCCUCUUUUCCUCCCUGGAGGCUUACUGCCACAUACCGGGGUUCUAAACAGGAGACACAUGCAGGACACAUUUGGACACACUGCAGGUCUAAAGCAGGGGUUCUCAAACUUCUUGGGUCCAUUUUUCCAAGGAGCUCUUUAUAAUCCUAAUGAUACUUAGAGAUAAUUACCAAACGUACGCCUGAAUCCCCAAAAAAUUCAGGAAUUGUAAUGACAUCAAAACAAAGUCAUAUUUUGUUGGGAUGAACAGGUGUAACGCUACAUAAACAAAGUUUUCUCCAACACCGACUUUUAAUAUUAUGGUGAUACAUCAUAUCAAGGCUUUUAAUUGACCCAAAGCAACAUUUUUAUGUUUUUUAAGAAUAAUGCGACAUGAUAAUUUAUUGCAAACUAUUUUGCUCCCUCUUUAGCAAUAGCUUAGGGAUUCAGGGACCCCAGUUUGAGAACCUCUGGUCUAGAGGGCUAUUACAUGCACACACACAAACACAAAUACACGUGACAUGUAUGCUUGUAUAAAGUGACAGAAAGUAUCAGAGGGCAAAAACAAGUGUUUGAAUGGUGAAAAGAGCUAGCGUGAAUGUAGCAUGGAUGAUAAGGAAGCUCAUAUGGACAAAGAAGAUCCAUCGGCAGAAGCGAAAAAGAGUGGAAUGUUUACAAUGACUUUGCUUGUUAAGAGUUUACACGGCUAAUGGACGGAACAGAAGGAAGGCGCUUGUAAAUAGAACCACGCUCAUCCAGAGCGAGAUGAAAACACCCCGCCAAGUGGACUCCACGGGAGGAAUCAAAGUACUUUGCUGUUAUCCUGCACGGUUGCCACAGUAACCGAAUCUAUCCAGAAACAUGGAUGAAGGGGAUUUUUUUUUUUUUUUUUUUUUAGCAUGUGUAGCCACAUGUGGCAACAUCACCUCAUAUGAGGAAUUUCGAACUGUACUGUAAAAAGCCAUACUUGCAUUUGUGUGUUUACAGCCGCCUCACCUGAGAAUUCUAGACAAGUGUUUUGUGAACAACUUGGGGAAACACUGAUCUAGACUCAAUAAGAGCAGCAUAAACCCCAGUGUGAUCUUUUCUCGAGCAGGUAAUGCAUGGGUGGUUCAUUUAACAUAUAAAGCCAGGGGAAUUUUAUGUGCUGAAGACUCAUUAAUGGGAUUUCUGUCCGCACAAAGCUUGGUGACGCCACCCAUACAAUGCCUUAAAAACAAUGAGACCAGUUUUGAUUGCUUUCUAAGAUCAAUCUGCACUCGGGAUUUGGGAUGAAUAAAUUUUCUGAGCUAAGAUAGCAUGUAUGUAAGUGGUCUUAAG
Messenger RNA from Syngnathus typhle (broad-nosed pipefish), 4457 nucleotides. It is a transcript of the gene slc8a2b, whose product is annotated as solute carrier family 8 member 2b. Gene Ontology annotation, biological process: cell communication; calcium ion import across plasma membrane; sodium ion transmembrane transport. The record is from RefSeq and is a predicted model, not a curated record. The transcript has 16 exons. Lineage: Eukaryota; Metazoa; Chordata; Actinopteri; Syngnathiformes; Syngnathidae. Gene Ontology annotation, molecular function: calcium:sodium antiporter activity. Gene Ontology annotation, cellular component: sarcolemma; postsynapse; axon. Bases 272 to 3205 code for a protein of 977 amino acids.